AUGGGUUCGGUUCGACUGCUGAUUCUUUACUUAUUGCCUCUGCUGAUGUUCUUGGAGCUCGGAAUGAGUACGAGCAACGAUGAUGGGUGGACCCAGUUUAAGAUCAAAUACAAAAAGCGGUAUAACACAGAAGAGGAUAACUGUCACCGAAAGAUAUACAACACAAAGCUACGAGCUAUCCGCGCUCACAACAGGCUCUAUCUGCAGGGCAAGGUGAGCUACUGGAUGAGACUGAACGAGUUCUCCGACUCUGAUCAUAAUCUGCUCUUCUCGUACCGGAGAAUGGUUCCCCCGCCCCUAGAGAGAUCGACAAUAGGAGUCGUGAAACCUCCGAACUACAAGACCUACAACCAGAUUAGGGGUGGGAGGGACUGGCGCAAGUUCGGCAUCAUUUCGCCCGUGGGAACUCAGGGACACGAGUGCCUGAGUUGCUGGGCCUUUUCCACAACAGGAGUUCUGGAGGCGCACCUGGCCAGGAGGACCCGUCGGCUGGUGCCACUGUCCCCCAAGCACCUGAUGGACUGUGUGCCCAAGCCCAACGAAGGCUGCCGGGGCGGAUGGGUGAGCGUGGCCUUUAACUACACUAGGACCCACGGGAUAGCAACGCUGUCCUCCUAUCCGUACGAACCGAAGGCAGAAAGGUGUCGACAAGAUCUCGCAUACAAUGGAGGUUUCUUGAGGGGUCACGUCACUCUUAAUAAACGAUGCGAAAGGGAGCUGGCCGAGGUGGUGUACAAUGUUGGACCCGUGGCUGUAUCCAUUCACAGCCUGCACCAGGACUUUGAGGAGUAUGGCGGUGGAGUCUUGAGGAUUCCGGACUGUCCAUCGGACAAGAUUGACCUUACGCACUCCGUCCUCGUGGUGGGUUUCGACACGGAUCCGACCUGGGGCGAUUACUGGCUGAUAAAGAACUCCUAUGGCAAAUCCUGGGGCGAGAGUGGCUACUUCCGGUUGGCGCGUAACGCUGGCAACAUGUGCGGCGUGGCCUCCCUUCCACAAUAUCCCAUUGUAUAA
This is a messenger RNA of Drosophila kikkawai, 1014 nucleotides long. Its product is annotated as crustapain-like. Gene Ontology annotation, molecular function: cysteine-type endopeptidase activity. The record is from RefSeq and is a predicted model, not a curated record. Gene Ontology annotation, cellular component: lysosome. Lineage: Eukaryota; Metazoa; Arthropoda; Insecta; Diptera; Drosophilidae.